Molecule: messenger RNA, 687 nt
Organism: Penicillium subrubescens
Lineage: Eukaryota; Fungi; Ascomycota; Eurotiomycetes; Eurotiales; Aspergillaceae
Exons: 2
Coding region: 1-687 (228 amino acids)
Source: RefSeq, a predicted model, not a curated record
AUGGUCUUUGAAGGUCGCAUCACAACGAAAUCCCCACCACCCGAGCUAGCCCUGAACCUCCUCCGCGCAAACAAACAGAUCCACGAUGAGGCUCGCUCGGUCCUAUACAGCCAGAACACGUUCGACUUCUUCCGUGUGUCAUCUCAUCUCACCCUCUCGUUCCUCAAAAAAAUUGGGCCGGAGAACACAAAAUGGAUCGAGAGCCUUGAGGUCAAUUUCCCCCAGAUGUGCUGGAGAUGUGGGUUGCACCUUGACAGCACUGCAACUUGCAUCCUUGAUAAGCUGCAGAGCUACUGUCCCAACCUGAAGAGACUCACACUGGGCCGCUUCAUAUCCGUGAACGAGAGCGACAUAUUUGCGACGCCCAGAGCCUGCAGUCCUCCUGACAUUCACACGGAGAUAUUAGAGCUGGCUACCGCUCGCCUUAAAGCAUACUCUCCCCGGCUUGAAGUUACCUUCAGGAUUCACGAAGAAUGUGACUGCUUAUGGUGGAAGUUCUGUGCUUACGAGCCGCCCGUAUCGUGGACUGGGUCUAUAUUGUCUAGUGAUGAUGACGAUGGCUUCGUUGAUAACGAUGUUAAAUUCGAUGGUGAGUAUGAAGUUGACGAUGACAGCGACUUUUGGAGAAGGCCCGCGGAUCUAAGAGCUGAGACGAGGAGCCGUCGCGGGAUUCGCAAGAAGUCUUGA